GAGAGAGAGAGAGAGAGAGAGAGAGAGAGAGAGAGAGAGCUACCGCGUUGGGAAAGUGGGCUCGCAGUGGAGACCGACGGCUGACGAAGAUGGGGAGUCCGGACGACGUCAGUGACAAGGAGCUCACACUAGAGCACGUGCGGGCGGCUGCGGUCUUCAGCAUGCAUACGGCAGCCCCUCCAGAAGACGUGGUAGAAGGAGGACGCAGCAAUCCAGUCGGAGAUCAUGCAGGGACAAAUGCUUGUCUUGGCGACAUUGAAUGAGACGAAAAUGGCGUACUCGAAUGAUGAGGAGAGGUCUUUAAUCUCUUCGUUUAACAAGGAUCAGCGCAAGUAUGGGAGUACAUCAACAUAUAUAAAGAAGCCUGAAAGGUUUAUUACCUAUGAAGUGCAAGUUGGGGACACGCUGCAGGGCAUUUCUCUGAAACACAACGUCACGAUGGAGCAGCUGAAGCGGGCCAAUCGGCUGUGGACCAACGACAGUCUGCACCUGCGCCGGACACUGCUGGUGCCUGUCCCGCUGGAACCGGGCGACGUAUCGGCGCCAGAGGGCGCCGUGCUGUCGGGCUCCACCAGCCUCGACAGCCUCCACUCGUCCUCCUCGUGCUCUACGCGCACCAACGGCCUGCACCGCACCAGCUCGCAGACAGAGCUCGACAAGUCUGAGCAGAGCGCCGCCGACUUCCUCAGCAACAUCGACAGCGUCAUCGCCAGCAGCCGGCGCAGCGUCAAGAAGCUGGAGACCUGCCAACCCCUCUCGGAGACGGACGAGGACGUGCUGUUCGUGCGGCCGGCGCACUCGCGGCUGCGUGACCGCCUGUACCGGCCGACUGACCCGGCCGCCGUGCCGACCACGGCCGUGCGCGGCUCGCGGCGUCUCGAGGCCGCCCGCCGCCGCACCGAGACGCGGCACAACGACAUCUUCGAGCUGUGAUGGCGGCCACGGUCCGCGCCGCCGGCUCGCCUGGCGCGUCUCUCGCCGCCGCGGCUGCAGCGGCGGUCUCCGGCAGCACGGCUUGCCACGGGCGUGACGCGCGUUUGGUCGGCUGACGCUGCUCCUGGUUCGGUUCACGGUUGGGACGCACGGUGUAGACGAUCUGUCCUACUUAACGCAGCCAUCUGUCAGGGAGGGGCAGUCAGCUUGCCGCGCUGAUCGUCUCUGUUACCGCCGGUGGACAAAAACAGAACCAUACGGAGCAGUUGGUUUGCGUUGCGUCUUAAAGGCAGGGGAAACGUUUUGGCAGGCAGGAAUUAUAAUAGGCUGCUUUGCACUUCGGACGAAUCAAUCUCUGCAGUGAUUAUAUUGAUGCUGAUAUCCUUGCUCCUUUUACUGGGGUAUGCUUCACUGAUUAUGGUUGGCAUUGUGGGUGAUGACAAAAAUUUAAAAGUAGAAUGUGCGCACGUCAUGCUCGGCGGGAGCUGGUCGGACGAGCGGUUCCUGUCGUUGCCCCCCUCUGUCGUGGAAAGCUGUGGUAGGUUUUUCAUAUGUGAGGCUGAUGCCGCAGUUUCUGUGAUGAUCGGAGAUUGUAAGUGUGCUCAUAUGCCGCCGAAUGUUGAUGUUUCGAACAUGUUUAUGUGUUGAUUGGAGGCGAGGCAGGUGCUUACGUGCUCUUGCGAGUCAGCCGCGCUCGUAAAGUAAGUUUGUUUCUCACAAUGAACUGGUCUAGUCUUCUGCGUAGCCUUAGUUUGUAACGGGAUUUCAUUAUGGGAUGCAUACUGCAGGUUUACGUAUAAUUUUGAACAGCCUAUGAAUGCAUAAUUAUGUUCCGUUUGCGCGAUUAUGAUACGCCAACCUAAAGUCGCCAAUGGGUCGCUUCCACCAUCUAGGGGCCACUAUCAUUAAGGUCUAGUCACUUGAUGGAUACAAAGAUGGCAGCACGUAUUGCCGGGGGCGUUCAUACAGACGAUAUCUGUUCCGACGGCUGGGCGAGCUGAGCACGCCGUGGCCAUUGAUGGCCGGCAGCUCUGGUAUGCGGGACCGUGGGGUGUGUCGUGGCUCGACGGCUGUCCGUCGCCCUUUAGUGUUCUGACCGGCUCUGGAAUCACGUCCGCAUGAUGCACCGACUGCUGGGUGGUGGCGGUCUGUGUGGUGUGGAUUCCAGGUUGGCAACCAUUGGACAGACUAGCUUGGAGGAAGAGUGUAACGUGUGUGGCCCAUGGCGGCAAAAUACAUUAUUUUAUCAUG
This is a messenger RNA of Pollicipes pollicipes, 2184 nucleotides long. Its product is annotated as lysM and putative peptidoglycan-binding domain-containing protein 1. Lineage: Eukaryota; Metazoa; Arthropoda; Thecostraca; Pollicipedomorpha; Pollicipedidae. The coding region runs from base 226 to 933 and encodes 235 amino acids. The transcript is spliced from 4 exons. The record is from RefSeq and is a predicted model, not a curated record.